UAAGGGCCCCAGUUUGGAGGGGAGAGUUUGGAUCUUCGAGUCCCCGCCACUGCCCCUAAUUUUGCCUUUGGAAGGGCUUGUUGAAUUUGUGGCUAGUGUGACUUCCCAGAGCGGCCAUCUUGACUUCGUGGCUAGUGUGAAUUCCUAGAGUGGUUGUUUGGAAUGUGUGCUCAGUGUGGAUUCCUAGAGCGGUCAUCCUGAAUUAGUGACUAGUGUGAGUUCCUAGACUGGCUGUCUUUCAGGGUUCCGCUCCCUACCCAAGUUCUCAAGAAGUUAGUCUCAGAGUGGGGAAUGGAUCCCCUAGGCUGGUUCUCCUGGUCAAAAGCUGGGUCCGAGGAAUGUCUAACCAGGCUCGGACCCUUGUGUGCUUCUGAAAAACUGGGCAUGUAUCAGCAAAAGUUGAGGUGGGGGGUGGUGUGUUCGUGUGCUAGCCGUGACCUAGGCAGGACAGUGGUGGACAACCCACCUUGUGCACCCAACACCGUAUUGAGGGUGGAGGGAAAGCGUGUCCCGUGCUGUCCUUCCAAGAUUGCAAAGCCCAGAAUCAAUUUCACCACCUCAUCAGGAGCUAGGGCAUCAUCAGGAAUAGAGCGAUGGAAAGCACUGAAACGAGAGGGACUAGAAACUUGAAAUGACUGCAGAGAGCGACAAGAAGUGGAGGAAUGGAGAUUAGAAAUGUUCGCCACGGAUGCAACAGGCAAAGAAGAAGUCGGUACAAAAACAUGUAGCAGGAGAAAGGAGAUUCUGAAUACCUUAAUUUCCGGCUCUGGACAGCUUCACACACAGAAAUGGUGCCCAGAUUAUGUUGAUCCAAGCUCUCAUCUGAGGCCGGGACGGCGACAUGAAAAAUAACACAAGCCCCCGUGCUGCUGUUUGUGUGGUCCUGUUUUUCCUAGUCACGCUCUUCAUAAUCUACAGCUCCAACAGCCGGAACGAGGUUUUCCAUUACACCUCCCUACGGGUGCAGCCUCAUCUGCCCACCAGCCUCAAGAAAUGGGGCGUGAAAACUGGAUACCUUCCUGUCUCGGGAAACAAGACCUUGGACCGGCAUUGCCACCAGUGUGUGAUAGUCACCAGUUCCAGCCACCUCCUCGGGAGUAAGCUAGGAGCGGCCAUUGAUCAGUCGGAAUGCACGAUCCGCAUGAACGACGCUCCGACGACGGGCUACGAGGCGGACGUGGGGAACAAAACCACCUUCCGGGUUGUGGCCCACUCGAGUAUCUUCCGGGUCCUGAAGAGGCCUCAGGAGUUUGUCAACAAGACCCUGGAGAGCACCUUGAUCUUCUGGGGGCCGCCCGUCAAGAUGCAGAAGAGCUUGAUCAAGGUCAUCCAGCGGGUCAGCGUGGCCUUCCCCAACAUGUCGGCCUUCGUGGCUUCCCCCGAGCGCAUGAAACAGUUUGACGACCUGUUCAGGAAAGAGACGGGGAAGGACAGAGUGACGUCGCGGUCGUGGCUGAGCACGGGCUGGUUCACCAUGGUGAUUGCCGUCGAGUUGUGCGACAGGGUCCACGUUUACGGGAUGGUCCCCCCGAACUAUUGCACUAGGAAGCCUCCGCCACACAAGAUGCCGUAUCACUACUACGAACCGAAAGGCGCGGAUGAGUGCACUACCUACAUCCACAAUGAGCGGAGCCCUAAGGGCAACCACCACCGGUUCAUCACUGAGAAACGGGUCUUUGCCAAGUGGGCCAGCCUCUACAACAUCACCUUCUCCCAUCCGGUCUGGGAGUAGGCCUCUACAGGCUGAGGGUCAAGCCACAUAAGUGCCAAACUCUCUGGGUUCGACGGGGCGGGGGUUGAGCCUGGCCCGGAGCGGAGAGACACCUCCUUGUCUGGUGGAGAUGCUACCAUGUGCUUCUUGGGUGAAUGUUUGGCAUCGUCUACCCCGGCUUGGAAACCUGGCCGCCACGGGUGGGAAUCGGAGAACCGUCCCAUUUCCGUGGCACGGGAGGAAGAACUCUGCUGGAGCAGGCCAAAGGCGCGUCCUGUUGGCCGUGGUUCGAAGAUGCACGACCCCACCCUCUUGCUCAAGCUAAGCCGGCCUAGUCCUGGUCAGGGCCUGGAUGGGUGGCCACCUGGAAAUCCUACGUACGCCACCUUGAGUUCCGUGAUGGAUGGAAGGCUGGCUGGCUGUAAAUGAAAUAAAUUGAAUUAAUAGCCCA
This is a messenger RNA of Hemicordylus capensis (graceful crag lizard), 2162 nucleotides long. It is a transcript of the gene ST6GALNAC6, whose product is annotated as ST6 N-acetylgalactosaminide alpha-2,6-sialyltransferase 6. The record is from RefSeq and is a predicted model, not a curated record. Gene Ontology annotation, molecular function: alpha-N-acetylgalactosaminide alpha-2,6-sialyltransferase activity. The coding region runs from base 842 to 1732 and encodes 296 amino acids. Lineage: Eukaryota; Metazoa; Chordata; Lepidosauria; Squamata; Cordylidae. The transcript has 6 exons. Gene Ontology annotation, biological process: oligosaccharide metabolic process; ganglioside biosynthetic process.